GCUCAAGGUCGUUUGACUACUCCCAAUUGCAGCGUGACUUCAGUACACACACUCACCAGCGCUGUUUACGAUCUUGUCUUCCUCAGUGGCAAGUCAACUAAAAUAUAUUAGUCACUGCAAAGAAGAAAUGUAAAUGGAGUUAAUUUUUCACGAAAAGCAAGACGGUUCCUUAUGUGCCCAACAUUGCCUGAAUGCACUUCUGCAAGGUCCUUAUUUCACAGCAGUUGAUUUAGCCAACAUAGCUAGCCAGUUAGAUGAACAAGAAUCUUCAGCAAUGGGGAGUAGUUGUGGAGCAAUUCCCAGUUUCCAGAACAUGGACGAAACAGGUUAUUUCUCAGUGCAAGUUAUUUGCAAAGCUCUGCAAAUAUGGUCUUUAGAAUUAGUGCCUUUCUUGAGACAGUGUCCCGAAGCAGAGCUAGCCAGAGAAAAUCCGGCUGGACAAAAAGCUUUCAUUUGUCAUUAUCAGCAUCACUGGUUCACGAUAAGAAAGAUUGGAAAUCAAUGGUUCAAUCUUAAUUCAAUACUUCCUGCACCAAGAUUGAUCUCUGAAACUUAUCUUACCACUUAUUUAGCUCAAUUGAAGGAAGAAGGCAAUUCAAUAUUUUUUAUUAUUGGUACCUUGCCUGAAUGUGAAGCUGAUCAAGUAUUAUCUAUAUGUCCUGUUACUGAGGACAAUGUGAUCAGGUAUUCUUUAGCUCAACAAGACAAAAGCAAAAGUCAAGAUGAUGUAGAGGCUGUUGUAGCUAUGAGUCAGACAGAAUUUGAUGAAGAAGAUGUAACACUUAAACGUGUUUUAGAAUCUUCUGAAAAUGACGAUCCAGAUUUACAACGUGCUUUACAAAUUUCAGCAGAUGAGAAUAAAGAUAUGUUUGACAUGGAAUUACAAAAAGCAAUAUCUAUUAGUUUGACAGCAUUAGGUGGUGAUACUAAUUCUGGUCGGGAUGUAACUGCAGUCGUCAGCACAACCACAACCACUACUCCUCCUCCUCCUCCCACUACUACUACUACUACUUCUACUAGCCAUACAACAAACAGAACAGUAAUACCAGCUGAAGAAAUUCGUAGAAAUAGACAAGCAUUUUUAGAUAGAUUCUCUUCUAACUCUGAAACAUAA
Messenger RNA from Trichobilharzia szidati, 1114 nucleotides. The record is from the annotation of a GenBank genome assembly. NCBI's taxonomy places the organism in Eukaryota, Metazoa, Platyhelminthes, Trematoda, Strigeidida, Schistosomatidae.